AUGAGGUCGCUGCACAUCCUUUCGCGCCGCGUCUCUGCCGCCACCACCUCACAGAGAGCCUGUCUGCGCCAUUCGCGCUGCUCCCUCUCCACCUACGGCGACCUCACUGCGGCGGCCCUCUCCGAGGCCUCGUCGGAAGGCCCGUCCCUCGACAUGCUCGACGCGCUCACAGAAGCGUCGCCGCCGCAGCCCGUCUCGAUCAGCCAGAUGAUGCUCGCCUCGGGGCGCACCUCGCCCGCCGUCCGACUCGCCAACGCUCAGUUCCUCCGGCGAGAGCUGGCCUCGCGCCGCGCCCACGUGCUCUCUCUGCUCCGCACCAUGCCGCCGCCGCUCGCGUCGCAGCCGGCAGUCGCCCGGCUCUGCGUGCUGAACUGGCAGAGGCUCAAGGGUCUCCUCACUCUGCCCGAAUUGAGCACCGCCGACGACGAGAAGGCCUUUGCGGCUGCGAUGCUGGACCACUCUGCUGCGAUUGACGGCGAGAGCCGCCGCUGGCCGCACCUCUCUCCCGAGGAGGAGGCGCUGUGCGUGGACGCGCUGGGGACGCUGCAGCGAGAGCCGCACCUGGCCGUCGACAAGCAGCUCGACGCCAUCUUCCUCGCUCGCAUUGGGCUGCGGGUGCUGCACGAGCACUACAUUCGAGCCGUGCAGCCGCCGAGGCAAGGAUACGCCGGCGCCCGCGCCAUCCAGCUGGAGUGCUCCCCAGUCGCGGUCUGCGAGGAGGCGGCGGCGGCCACGCGCCAGCAGCUGCAGCAGAGGUACGGCGCCGCUCCGCCCGUCGAGGUGGUUGGCGAGCGAGGCCACUCCUUCGCCUUUGUGCCGGGGCACGUGCGGGCGGUGGUCGGCGCGCUGCUCUUCAACUCGAGCGUGGCGACGCUGCGGCACGCGGCGCUGGCGGCGGGCGGAGGGCAGCACCAGCAGUACAGCUUCAGCGGCGACGAGCGGCUGCCUGCGGUGCGCGUCAUCGUGGCGGGCGGCGACGACCUCGUCCAGGUCAAGCUUCUCGACCAGGCGGGCGGCAUCCGCCGCUCCUCUCUCUCCAACGUGUGGUCGUACCGCGCGCUCGACUCGGCGUGGUGGAGGCCCGCCGACGGCCUCUCCCUCCCCCUCACCCGCCUCUUCUGCCAGUACUUUGGCGGCUCGCUCGCGCUGGUGCCCGUCGAGGGGGUGGGCACCGACUGCUACGUCGCUUUCAACCGGCGCGCGGAGGACAACGUCGAGGUGAUCCUGCCGCGCGCACGCUUGCGCUCCAGCACGGGCGGCAUCUUCGACGCGCAGGAGCGCCGCGCGUGAGUGAGGCUGAGCGGGGGGGGGAGAGCGGAGAGCCGGCACUUGGAGCACAAUGCACUUGGAGUUCUGCUUGGAGUCCAAUAUACAUGUCUCAAUGAAAUCUAGAAGAGAUCGAAGUUCACUG
Molecule: messenger RNA, 1411 nt
Organism: Emiliania huxleyi CCMP1516
Lineage: Eukaryota; Haptophyta; Isochrysidales; Noelaerhabdaceae
Gene: PDK2
Product: putative pyruvate dehydrogenase kinase
Exons: 6
Coding region: 1-1290 (429 amino acids)
Biological process (GO): protein phosphorylation; regulation of glucose metabolic process
Cellular component (GO): mitochondrion
Molecular function (GO): pyruvate dehydrogenase (acetyl-transferring) kinase activity
Source: RefSeq, a predicted model, not a curated record